Molecule: messenger RNA, 3270 nt
Organism: [Torrubiella] hemipterigena
Lineage: Eukaryota; Fungi; Ascomycota; Sordariomycetes; Hypocreales; Clavicipitaceae
Source: the annotation of a GenBank genome assembly
AAUCAGUCAAAUUUUCGGGGGCCAUCGAAGUAUACUGGAAUAUUCUACAUUUGCUUCGACAUGGUUCAACUUACGUUUAGCAUGAUAGUGGAAAAUCAGUAGCUGCUCCUAAUCAUCGUCCCUAUGCCAGACUUUUAAACAUAUACGCGACAAUAGAAUAAUUCUUAACUUGUGUUUAAUUAAAAAGAAGUUAAUAAUUAGUUCUACAUAAUCAGGGGACUCGCGACUAACACAGCCAUUGGUCUCUUGCAGGUGGACUACACUCACCCUGCGAUUGGAGGCUGCCUCGGAGAGGGCUGCGUGGUGACAAAGGGUUGAGAUUUCAUUGGCAACGGCAUCAACGAGAACCCCCAGUCCAACGGCGACCCUACAAACGACCUUUAUUCACAUGGAACGCACGUGGCAGGCAUCAUUGCCGUGCAGGCUGGCAGCAACCCGUACAACUUGUCGGGGGUGGCUCUCGAGGUGUCAAUUCAUGCCUAUAGAGUGUUUGGGGAAGUAGGAGUGGAAGUAGCCGACGACAUCCUCAUUGCUGCUUUUCACCGCGCCGUUGAUGAAGGCGCCGACAUCAUCACAUGCUCAAUUGGCGAACCUGGAGGCUGGUCCGACAGCGCCUGGUCUGUUGUGGUAUUGUGCAUCGUCGAGCAGGGCGUACCAGUCACGAUGAGCACGGACAACGACGGUGGCACGGUACCAUUGUGCAGUAGUUCCACAGCGGACAGCUUCAAGGUCACGGCUGUGGCCUCGUUUGACGACACGCACAGCACUUUUCCGCUCUGAGCGUCAACCUAUUCAGUCAGUGACGGCAGCCCCCAGCGCUUCGGCUACUAUGACCCAUCGUCAACCCACACAGACGAUGAUCCAUUGACGCUGACUUUACCGCUCUGGGCGCUCAGUGCCCAUCCUGUGGCUAACGAUGGGUGCACCAGCUUCCCCAAAGACACGCCUGAUCUGAGCCAGAGCGUGGUGCUGCUACGCCGCGGCGGCUGUCCUUACAAGCAAAAGAUCGACAACGCUGUGGCCAAGAGCGCUAGCGCCAUUCUCUUUUACAUGGACGGCCCGACAUUUGAUGGUCCUGACUAUCGCACCGAGACUGAGUUCAUCGCCAUGGUUCCUGCCCAGGUCGGCGAACGAUGGGCUGCUUUCCUUUCGAGCGGCAAGUGUCAGUCACCCUUGCCGACCCCAAGCACGCCGAUGUCUUUGUCGAGCCUUGGAUUAAUGAUUAGACGGGCGAAGCUCUAAGUACUUUUACCUCUUGGAGCCCGACCUACGAGAUGGUUUCUAAGCCGCAGUUUGGCGCUCCUGGCGGCUUCGUCCUCUCCAAAUUCCCCAAUACCCCCUACGCGGCCUUGUCCGGAACCUCCAUGGCCACACCUCACAUGGCCGCCAUCAUGGCCUUGAUACACCAAGUUCGCGGUGCCAUGCCAGUCGGCACUAUCGAGAACCUUCUGUCCUCUACGGCCAAGGCGCAAGCCUUCAACGACAGUAAAAGUUUUUACGACUUUCUUGCCCCCGCGGUCCAACAAAGCGCUGGCAUCGUCCAGACCUUUGAUGCUGCCUAUACUACUCUCUACUCGAGCCGGCCAGCCUAGCCUUUAACGAUACUGACCACCUGCGAAGAGAAGCCAGCUUCAUCUUCACCAAUACCAGCUCGUCGCGCGUCUCGUACGACCUGGAUACUACCAACGCGCACAUCGUCUACGGUCUCAAGGCGGAUGGCAAUGAGACAAAUAUUUAACCCAAACCCGAUGCUCUUGGUCGCCAGAGCCAUGGCGGGCACCACAGCAAGCGGCUCUGUAGUUGGCCACUGCGCACCGCUAACGAUUGCCGGUUCGAGAGACUUUUUAACGACGUUGUAGCCGCCGGCUCCGGUUAGCCGUCAGCCGGCCCGGGCGACUGAUGUCCGCUGCCUUCUGCAGGUUAGCGCUGCCUCAACUGCAUGCUGUGGCGACUUACACAUCAUGACAAAGGCAUUGAGCACGAGGCUCUUCUUUUCCGAUGAACCGUUUCCUGUCAUAUUAAAAGCAAGUCCUACAUAAAUGUAUUGUAUUUUGUUUCACCAUUUUCUUAACAAAACCCGGAUAUAAAUGCUCGAGACUAGUCUACCUGUGUCAGUGGACGGACGGUGACUUUUAAGGGUAAAAACUUAGGUUCCAAAGAUGAGGGCUCCUUUGAUGACGAUGAUCUUGACGAGCGCGCUUGAGAGAAUGCACGACACAACCAUCAGACAGAAGGUUAGAGCGUUGGCGGUGUUGACGAGAUAUGGCUUCUACGCGCCGGCACCAAGCGAGUUCAUGCCUCCCCAGAUCGCAGGCGCGGCAAAGUUGCAUAGCCCGAGAAUGGUGAUGUUGAAGAAUGCUGAGCGGUACCAUUUUACCGGAUGUGAUGCGCCACCUUUACCGAGAGUGGACGACAUGGCUCCAAGAUGCGACGACUCUGACAUGUGGAAGAUGUAAUUCAAGCAGGAAAUUGGGUUUCAUCUAAUCUGGCGCAUUGCACUGUACGGGGUAAUUCUUCUGUAUUUAAUCGUAUCUUAUAGGCGUAGCGAAGGUGCUGCCGUGGUCGGAAGCACGCCGUCUUGAGGUUGCAUGCGCAACGGCUCGCUUACAGUACCGUCUCGGACUAAACCCAUCUUCAGCCCUUGGUUAUCGGUAGUUGUUGAAAUUCCUUAUCUCUUGAUUGGCUUAGUAUUUACUGUUUACACGCCGUCGAAGUAAGUCUAUAAAGCCCUCUUGUCUUGGUUACCUGUCUAAGGUAUGGAACAGUAUGCCAGCUCUCGUGUACAUCGCGCAAGUCUAUGUCUGGUUGCAAAUACGUCGUCAUGUCGCUCUCGCCGUCUCUUUCCUUCCUUGUCCACCCGUUGCCCAGGUACCCCAAGAACCUAUUCCCUCGGCUCUCGUCUAAGUAUUCGUACUCAAAGUCCUCCCAUCGCGGCUCUCGCCGCACAAUCGUCAGAUGCGCUGCGCUGCUCGGCCAGGUGCCGUGGACUCUAGAGCCAGGGUUUCUGCCAUUAUACCACGAGCUUGGUUACGGACGGUGCCGUGUAGUGGAGGGGUAUAUGGGUAUGCAAGUUACAAGUGUUGUUACUAUUGUGACAUUGGACGUGUGUUACUUUACCAGAGAAGUGAAGGAACAGUUAAGUCACUGGAAGUGGCCAAGGAAGGAGAAAGAGGUGGAAGACACAGGAAAAGGGAGUGAAUACAAGAUGUAUUCGGUGUAUUUAGCUAGAGCAGUUCCGACCAUGGAACUUGAAGAAACAACGAAUUUUAC